AUGAAGAGAUCAAGAAGAGAGCUGAACGCGGUGCUCGUGGGAUCAAAAAGCUCCCGGAAAUAUCUCGUCGGAAACAUCAUCCUGGGAAGACAGGCGUUUGAUCCUCGAGAUGCGACGUCCCGCUGCGAGAGAGGCGAAGGAGACGCAUGCGGGAGGAGAGUCUCGCUGGUCAGAGCCCCCGGGUGGCUGCGAGGGUAUCGCCUCUGUGAUACACCAGAACUUUUUAAAACUGGGGCGAUUCUCAGCGUCACUCUGUGCCCUCCUCCGCUGCACGCUUUCCUCCUGGUGGUUAACGCCGAGCUGCCAUUCAAAGACGCAUACAAGAAGGCAACAAAGGAGCACUUGGAACACUUUUUUGGGGAGAAGGUUUGGGAUCACACCGUGGUGGUCUUCAGCCACAGAGGCCAUCCGAGCCACAAAACCAUCGAGGAUUACAUCGAUUCUGAAGGGGCGCCGCUCCGGUCGCUCCUGGAGGCCUGUGGUAAGAGAUAUCACAGUCUUUGUGAGGAUGGCACCGACAGCGGGGUGAAAGUCGAAGAGCUGUUUGAGAAGAUCGAUGCAAUGGUGGCGAGAAACAGCUGUUACCAAGCUGACGGCACGCUGGUGCAAAGUGUGGAGGAGAGGAGGACGGAAGUAGAGAAAAGAGCACAGGAGCUGCGUCUGCAGUCACAGCAACAAAGACAGAAACUCAGGAGUCUGCUGACAGAACCGGCACCCAGCCUGAGGAUCCUGAUGGUGGGGUGGGUGUUUUCCGGGAAGAGCGCCACCGGGAACAGCAUUCUGAGGGCUGACAAGUUUCAUUCCGGUGACAGAACGGUGAAAGCUCUGAAGCAAAGCGGGGAGGUGGCUGGAAGAGAGGUCGUCAUCGUGGACACUCCCGGAUGGUGGAAGUACUUCUCGGCAAUGUUCAGCCCUUCGUUCUUGAAUUCUGAGAUUUUAGACGGAGUGUCUCUGUGCUCUCCGUCACCAAACGUCAUUUUGCUGACGGUGCCGUUGGACACAGCAUUUACCGAGGAGCAGAGAAGGCUCAUGGAGGGCAACAUGAGGCUGCUUGGACAGAGAGUCUGGAGACACGUAAUCAUGGUGUUCACGUUCGGAGACACCCUGGGGGACAAAACUAUUGAGCAGCACAUUGAAAGCGAAGGAAAGUCUCUCCGGUGGCUUACUGAGAAAUGCGGAAACAGGUAUCAUGUCGUCAACAACACGAGUGAAGCUGAAGAUCAGGUGACGGAGCUGCUGGAGAAGAUGGAGGAGAUGGUGGCAGGAAACAACUCUUUUUACCUCAGCGCCUACCCGGAGAGAGACGACGUACCGCCGCCAGAGGAAGACAUUAGUGACAAACUACCUGAAAGCAAAGACGAGUACGCAGCCAAGAAGAUUGUAAAACAGCUCAUCAUCGAGUGGGAUCGCAGGAGGUGGGAAAAGCAGAACGUUUUAAAAGGAAACAGCAGCAGCAUGGGAUUACCUCCACUCACCAUGAGUGAAAGCAUGACGUCUGAGACUUCAGGAGAAAAGGAAGAAGAGAUGGAGCAGCAACAUGAAGCCGACCAGCUGCUGAGCGGCCUGGAAGCAGCGAGCGGAGGAGAUGCAGGAACCGACUACAUGAACAUAUGGAUGGGACUCCUGGAGAGGGAGUGGUGCAGGCGAGAGGUGGCCAUGGAGCAGAGCGACUGGAGGCAUUUCUACAGCCAUUCGUCUGAAGCGGCCUCGGAGCCAGACAGUGACAUAGUGCUGAAAUCCAGAGAAAAGGUGGCGUGGUGGCUGAAAUCCAAACAUGGAGGUCCGAGCGGUGCCAGUUCAGGCCACGGGACGCUAUCGAUCAGCGGGGAACCGGAGGAGGAGGCCGGCUGGAAACCCUGAUUCAUUGUGCCGCACUCGGGCAACGUGUUUGGGAUGUGCAAGGUCUUAAUCAAUGGGAAAUGUUUUAUUAAAUACAAUCAAGUGGUAAAUUAUUCAGCACUAACGAACUUGCAGCUGAUUAGGAUGCGCUGAUUAGACGCUCCAACCAACAUGUCCCUCCAAACAAUGCUUCGUUCUCUGUUAAACUCAUUUACAGCUUUUCUGGUUGAAAACUUCUGAUGAUUCAUGACAGUCUUCAUCAGUUUUAUUACUUUUUAAUUUAAAACUUUAAAUAAUUAGUUAAUAUUCUGGAAACCAUCAGCAAAAAGCGAAUAUUCUGACAAACAGGAACAGAACUACUUCUUUGCUCGUGAAUCUGUGCAGCAGAGAUGCACGCUGAGGUGGUGGAGAACGUGAAUGUUGAAAACCAGGAAGUGAGAUUUCCAGAAAUGACAAUGCAGGAAGCAGCCCUGUGAUAGACUGGUUACCUGUCCAGGUGAACCUGCCUUCACCCUGAGUCAGCUGGGAUAGACUCCAGCCCUCCAUGACCCUAGUGAGGAUGAAGGUGUAUGGAUGAUGGAUGGAUGGAUGGACAAUGCAGGAAGCGAGGUUUUUAACCACGUGUUUGCCUUUUUGCAAUGUUGUAUGUAUGAAAAUAAAGAUGCUUUCUUCGGUUCCACUAAAGAAACCAUUUAAAUGGAGCUAAACAACGAAUGCCAAUCCUGAAAUAUAAAAAUAAAGCUUCCCCUCCAA
This is a messenger RNA of Stegastes partitus (bicolor damselfish), 2592 nucleotides long. Its product is annotated as GTPase IMAP family member 8-like. The record is from RefSeq and is a predicted model, not a curated record. Bases 1 to 1860 code for a protein of 619 amino acids. Lineage: Eukaryota; Metazoa; Chordata; Actinopteri; Pomacentridae. The transcript is spliced from 5 exons. Gene Ontology annotation, molecular function: GTP binding.